Messenger RNA from Mesorhabditis belari, 1989 nucleotides. The record is from the annotation of a GenBank genome assembly. NCBI's taxonomy places the organism in Eukaryota, Metazoa, Nematoda, Chromadorea, Rhabditida, Rhabditidae.
AUGAGUGCCGUGGAUUUGGACCAAAAGCCGAAGUUUGAUAGUGAAUCGACGAGCAAAAAGCUUAAAAAGAAAAACGUGAAAACUAAGCCAGAAUUGCCGAAAGCAGAAAACAAGACGAAAGUUAAGUCGAUUUCGAAUGGUUUAUCGGAUAAAUCAAAGAUGAAGACUAAGAAAAAGAAGAAGCUAGCGAAACCAGCCUUGGAAAUGGAUCAAGUUCCCGGCACAAAGCACAAGGUGAAAGCUGAGGCCGACGCUUCAUCAAAAGAAACAAAACCUAAACGUGUUAAGAAGAGAAAGCUGGACGCCAAGAGCGAAGUGAAAGAGAAACAGCCAGAAGAGGAUAGUUUCAUCAUGAUCAACAAGAAACCAAGACUUUUGGAAAAAGCUGUUAAAUCAGAAAAAGCAGAUGUGAAACCGAAAAAGAAACAACUUCAGCAAAAAGCUCUUAAAUCGGAAGAACAAGAGGCUGUGAAGCCGAAAAAGCAAAAACUUCAACAAAAAGCCGAUCAAGAAAAAUCAGAAUCAAAGCCGAAAAAGAAACAACUUCAAGAAAAAGAUGAUCAGGAAAAAACGGAGGUGGAGCCAAAGGAGGAGCGUCAAAAGUUUUCCUACACAAACAUUUUGAAGAAGUUGAGUACAGUGACAGGAGAAGAAGAGGCUGUUUCCCUGAUCAAGCAAGAUAUCGAGAAGGGAGAACUUGGACUAAAGGAUAUCGGAAAUGUGAUACGCAAAUGGCGGCAAGCUAAACAACGAAAGGAUCUCCCUAGACCCGAUCUCAAAGAGCUUUUCGCGUAUGAGGGAACACUGUCCGAUUUGAAAGAAUUAGUUACAGGCUUUGUGAACAAUGGUUUAUUGCAUCCAAUGGCAGCUGGACGAAUCGUUAGCAAAUGGAAAAUGCGAGAGGGUCGCCGAGUGAGGAGACAGAUUCAAAAGAAAAACACCCGUGUUUGUUUGCGAUGUCGUGAGUCCGGUCACAAGAUCAAUGAAUGCCCAAAGAUGACCAAUCAAGAAGGCGUCGAUAUUUGCUUCAAAUGCGGUUCAACAGAGCACGCUAUUUACAAAUGCCCAAGGAAAGACAAAGUGCAAGGUUUUCCAUAUGCCACUUGUUUCAUCUGUAAAGAACAAGGACAUUUAUCCAAGGAUUGUGAUAAAAAUGAGAAAGGAAUCUAUCCGGAUGGUGGCUGUUGUAACAUUUGUUUUUCGAAAUUUCAUUUGAUCAGAGAUUGUCCGCAGAGGUUGAGCUCAUCGGGUGCAACGGUUGGCGAGGAUAUGGAGAAAGCUAUUCGCAAGCCGAUCAACCGCUCUGUUGAUGAGGACAACUUUGAGUUUGAAACUGACAAAAAAGAUGCUGAAGAAGUGGCUGAGCAUCAAACAUUCCCGAAGAAAUCGAUAAAGAAAGGGAAUAUGAAGAAAAUGCCCUCGUUACCGCGCGUGGAUCGAAUAAAAACAAUCUAUUCGGCCAGAAAGGCGCUCAACUAUGGCUUUCGAUUCACGGAUUUUGUGAAACAACCGGCUUUCAAUGGCGUUUCGAGAUUUAUUCCACAGAUGCACCGCAUCACUUUCAGAUUUUGUAAACAAAGCGAAGACAGUGUUGGGAUGAGGAAUUUCAUCGAGAGUCGACUCGUUUCGCUAGCCCAAGAGCAUCCAUAUCUUGUGAUCUACGCUCAACCGAUACGAAACACAACGCCAACAAUACGAGCUGAAUAUGGAAAUGGUCGAAUAGUACACUUGUCGUCCAGCGGUUUACCCUUGGAGCAAAUUGAAAAAGAUGUCCAGUUAAUGAUUUCUCGAUCUGGGUUGCCGGUUGUGAAAUUUGAGGGUCGACAAACCGCGAGUGUGCCCUCGAUUCAGGGAGAAUGGACUCCAUUCACAUGGCAGCCUGCUCGUAUGACAAAUGCCGAGCUGAUGGAUGAGGAAUUCUCGAAGCACAAAAGCGUUAAACAAACUGUCUCCGAUUUUGUGCUUGAACAUGGACGUCAUUUUCAAAAA